AUGAAUGAACAUGAAUGGGGAAAAAACGACGAAUGCCGAGGAAAUGGUGCAAAGUCAUGCGAUACCGAUACAACAACGACUGCAGAGGUCACUACUACAACAACAACUGAACCAGUAACAACAACUACAACUAUACCGGAAACCACUACUACAACAACUCAACCGGAAACAACUACAACAACUCAACCGGAAACCACUACUACAACUCAACCGGAAACCACUACUACAACAACUCAACCGGAAACAACUACAACAACUCAACCGGAAACCACUACUACAACUCAACCGGAAACCACUACUACAACUCAACCGGAAACCACUACUACAACAACUCAACCGGAAACAACUACAACAACUCAACCGGAAACCACUACUACAACAACUCAACCGGAAACCACUACAACAACUGAACCGGAAACAACUACAACAACUCAACCGGAAACAACUACAACAACUCAACCGGAAACAACUACAACAACCCAACCGGAAACAACUACAACAACUCAACCGGAAACAACUACAACAACUCAACCGGAAACAACUACAACAACAACCGUUGCUGAUGCCACGAUCCCCCCUCACUAG
Messenger RNA from Pecten maximus, 585 nucleotides. RefSeq names its product integumentary mucin C.1-like. The record is from RefSeq and is a predicted model, not a curated record. The transcript is spliced from 3 exons. Lineage: Eukaryota; Metazoa; Mollusca; Bivalvia; Pectinida; Pectinidae. The coding region runs from base 1 to 585 and encodes 194 amino acids.